Molecule: messenger RNA, 1119 nt
Organism: Lachancea meyersii CBS 8951
Lineage: Eukaryota; Fungi; Ascomycota; Saccharomycetes; Saccharomycetales; Saccharomycetaceae
Source: the annotation of a GenBank genome assembly
AUGGAGUUUCACAGCAAACGCUCGCGUCCCGCGGUAGCGCCUGCUUCCGAGCCGCUGCCUCUCAAACGCAGAGCUCUCAAUGUGCUGCCCUCGUCGCCGCCUCUGGCGUCUCGCGGCUUGUCUCACGUGCCUCGGACGUCCAUGCUUCUAGCUAAAAGCGGAACCAACCGGAAGUUCUCGGCAACCUCGAGCGACGACUCGGAUAUCCCGCCUUCGUCCUCUUGCCAUAUGAGUUUUUCCAAAAAACCAGCCGUACAUUUCCAAUCUUCGCCUCGUGUAGACCCCAUUCUUCUGGAAGCGGUAGCUCGGUAUUCUGACACCGACAACGACUUCGAUAACAACCAGAAGCUCGAGAGCCUGCACGUCGAAUCUGAAAAUGCCCGUGAAAACUCCCACCAGAUCACAGGAAGUUCUGACGCACCUUCUGGAAACACCCCGCACGUUAUCGAUACAGGCUAUGCCCUUGAAAAGCGCAAGUCUCUUUCACGACAUGCGUCGUUCUCAUCCAUUGGUCGUAAACAGAUUAUCCCAUACUCGGACUCAGUAGCCCAAGAAAGAUGUUUUGACUAUCUACUGCAGUCCAUAGACGAAGUCUGGGCCCGUUUUUGCAACGAAACUUCAACAGCGGAAGCUAAGGUUUACGAGAGUAUGUGCAAGUCUCAGGUCUGCGCCUCAGAGUCUCCGACCCCUUUUAGAGACGAUUCCAGUGCCGCUCGCUAUUCAAACCCAGGUUCUCCGCGCUACAAACGCACUCUUUCUUUCACGUCUGUUAACAAUAAGAACGGCAUGGCCUACUCCGACGAAGACAGUGACGAAACGGGCGGAUAUAAAUCUGAGGUCACAAACCCUACUGAAUACGAAACAGACUGCGCUUCCCGGAAAAUCUCGAAACUCCCAGAUUCUUUGCGGUUGCAGUCGUUGAAGGAUAGGCUUUGUAGAGCCAAAAACGAUCUAGAAGGUUUACACGGUUCCACUGCCUAUGAAGAGUGUGCUAGGUUUUGGAGAAGAUGGGACAUGAUAAAAUACGGUGCUGUUGAGAUGAUGGAAGAAGAUGACGAAGACGAAGUCAUCGAGUCUGUUAUCGAGGAAUUGGAGAGAGGCCGUUGCUUCACGAACUGA